AUGAAGGUCAAGGAUCGGCAAGUUCUUGCGAAAUUUCUCGCUGCGCGACCGGCGGCACUAGUUAUAGCUGGCUGGAUUCUUGUAGUUCAUGUUGUGGGUGUUGCGCUAUUUGCAACUGGUUUCCUUCUCACAAGGCCGGUUUUUUCAGACGUCACGGAGGCCAGCCUCAACCCGAGUAAGGCCUUCGAUCGAGCAGUGAUUCUUGUGGUGGAUGCCUUGCGUUAUGACUUUGCUGCUGAAGUAGAUGAGGAGACAGCCACGCAGUUCCCCUAUUUUUCCAAUCAGCUGCCGUUCCACGACAUUGUGAGCUCACCAGAGCACGGAUUUCUCGUCAAGUUUAUUGCUGACCCUCCCACCACUACUUUACAGAGGUUGAAGGGUCUCACAACGGGAUCCCUUCCUGCGUUCAUUGAUGCGGGAUCAAAUUUUGCCGGGACUAAGAUCGAAGAAGACAAUUGGGUUGCCCAAAUGGCGCGGCGAGGGAGCGUUGGCUUUGUUGGAGACGAUACCUGGCAAGCCCUGUAUAGUGACGAGUUCGCCAUCUCAUAUCCAUAUGACUCGUUGAAUGUUCGCGAUCUCGACACCGUCGAUAAUGGUGUCAAGCAGCAUAUGCCCGGGCUCAUCGCCAACCGUACGUUGGAUAUUGUCAUUGGCCAUAUGCUUGGAGUUGACCACGUCGGGCACCGGUACGGACCAAACCAUCCAAAGAUGCAAAACAAGUUGCAAGAGACUGGAAAGUUCAUUAGCGAGAUCGCCUCACAGAUUGACGAUAAGACCGUGCUGUUCGUUUUCGGUGACCAUGGUAUGGACUCAAAUGGAAACCAUGGCGGCGAUUCGACGCAGGAAGUGGAAUCGGCACUCUGGGUUUAUUCCAAGAGUCCCAAGUUUAUGAGCUCUGGACCUGAAGAAGUCAACCAGAUCGAUUUUGUCCCCACUAUUAGUGCUCUGCUUGGUUUACCCAUCCCUUUUAACAAUCUUGGGUUCCCUAUUCAGCAAGCCUUUGGUUCAAACAAUUUUGAAAGUGCCGCUGAACUUACAGCCCAGCAAUUGUCUAAAUACGCAAACAAGUUCGGAAAGGCAGAGUAUGCUGGUAACUGUAUUGGAGAUGCUCACCACUACCAGAAGACUCUGUUGGACGACUUCCGCGCCUCUUGGAUCUCUUUUGAUUUGCCAAGAAUGGUUGCAGGUAUUGCAAUUCUUGUGUCCUCGGCUCUGGUAUUGAUUAUCUUUUACAAUAUUUUGUCCGCAAUUAGCUUGGAGGCUAUUGCUAGGACAAUGUCCUGGGGCGCCAUCUUCGGGUCAGCUAUCGGGUUUCUGGUUAUCACUUUUGGCCAGAUGAACUCAACAGCAGACCUUAUUUUGUGCUUUGGCGUGGGUGUCACAGUAGGCAUUCUUUUGUUUGCUUCAACGACUGUUCGCUUUGCCUUGACAGACUCGAAGGGAAAUUACUGGACUUUGUUGGGCGUUUUCCUUCUGGUUGUACAGUGCCUGGUUUUCUUUUCAAACUCAUGUGUGAUCUGGGAAUCUCGCAUUUUGUUGUACUUUACAGCUACGACUUUUGUCGCGCUAGGAGUGAGCUGCAUUAGCGGUCAUUUUGUUGUGCGCAAACUGGGUCUGGCAUAUGUUGGCUGGACUAUGGUUGUCCUCCGGGCAACUUCCUACUUUUAUGCCUGCAGAGAAGAGAAUGGUACUGAGUGUGUCACUACAUUUUAUCAGCCAGGGACUUUGCUAUCCCCGGUGUGGACUUUAGUGACAUUUUCGGUACUGACUUUAGUUACACCAAUUGUGCUUGGUCGAUUCUAUGCGAUCGGACGUAGUUAUGUUGGUAUUGCCAAACUCAUGUUCCGAGGCACCACGGUAGCUAUGCUACUGUCUGUUCUCUAUUGGUCGCUGGACACUGCAGAGACUCAUGCCGACUACCAUUCGGAGACAGUAAGUAUCUUCAAAGUUUUCCUGAGUCGGUCCAUUCUCGCCCUGGGCUUUAUUGGUGGAAUCUACAUUUGGUACCGCAGCGAGCUCUGCAUCGAGGUUGAUAUCCGUGGUGACAAGCCCAAGAUUGAGGGCUAUAAUAAUGUAUACGGAAGUUACGCAUUUUUGCCUUUAUUAUCCAUCUUUUGGGGUCUUCUUGUCGUCAACAAACCAGCUGGUGCGGUUGUUUUGUCCUCACUAAUGUAUACCCUGUUUGCAAUUCUCGACCUGGUUGAUCUCACAGGAACCAAGUAUACAUUCUUGGUUCCUGUCUUAUUCAACUAUGUUGGAGCCAUGUACUAUUUCUGGACUGGCCACCAAGCUACGAUCCCCUCAAUUCAGUGGGAUACUGCUUUUGUCGCCACCAGGCAGCUUUCUUACCCCAUAUCGGCAAUCACGGUGGUAUUGAACACCCUCGGACCACUGUUGUUGACUGUCAUAGCUAGCGUCUUGGUUGCCACGUGGCGUCGCCCUCCUUUCAAGGAGCCGCGACAAAUCCUCGCCUACGUUUUGAGAGCUGGAGUGGGCACCAGCCUGGUCACCACAAUUGUAACCACAGCAAGCAUGGUUGCAGUAACCUGUUUACGGCGUCAUCUCAUGACGUGGAAAAUCUUUGCCCCGCGUUUCAUGCUCGCAGGUAUUUCACUAUGUGCUACCGAUCUGUUUGUGAUAUUCGCACUACUGAUCGCAGGCCACUCGUUGCACAAAGUAACCAAGAUUUUCAGUUAA
Wickerhamiella sorbophila is the source of this 2697-nucleotide messenger RNA. Its product is annotated as GPI ethanolamine phosphate transferase 3. Gene Ontology annotation, biological process: GPI anchor biosynthetic process. Lineage: Eukaryota; Fungi; Ascomycota; Dipodascomycetes; Dipodascales; Trichomonascaceae. Gene Ontology annotation, cellular component: endoplasmic reticulum membrane. The transcript has a single exon. Gene Ontology annotation, molecular function: mannose-ethanolamine phosphotransferase activity. The record is from RefSeq and is a predicted model, not a curated record. Bases 1 to 2697 code for a protein of 898 amino acids.